This is a messenger RNA of Drosophila eugracilis, 1943 nucleotides long. Its product is annotated as endothelin-converting enzyme-like 1. The transcript is spliced from 2 exons. Gene Ontology annotation, molecular function: metalloendopeptidase activity. Gene Ontology annotation, cellular component: plasma membrane. Bases 3 to 1811 code for a protein of 602 amino acids. Lineage: Eukaryota; Metazoa; Arthropoda; Insecta; Diptera; Drosophilidae. The record is from RefSeq and is a predicted model, not a curated record. Gene Ontology annotation, biological process: protein processing.
AGAUGCGGUUGGAAGUGCUUUUGGUGGCCAGCCUUGUGGGCCUGCUGCCCAUCCUGGUGAAAUCGGAUCCACAGUCUAAUCCAUGCCACAACUUCUAUGAAGCCGCCUGCGGAAACUGGUCGGCCAUUCAUGCCAAAGAUCCUUACUCCACAGUCACAGAACAGCUGGACAUGGACUAUGCGGGAAAGUUGGCUGAUUUGCUGGAUAAAGAAAAAGGGGACAAUGAGCCACGCUUCCUGCAGCUGCUGCGAAACUUCUACACCUCCUGCCGGCAGCCUCUGACCAUGGACCAGACGCUUGAGCUCCUGAGGCAGCUAAUCAUGAUGCCAUGGAUCAACGAUAAUAUGUUAGCUGUGGGCAUGACGGCCGCCUUUCGCAUCGACGUUUUGGCCGACAUCAAGAAAUCCAAUUUGGGAACAAUAUGGAAGCAACUGCUGAUUCGCAGCACACCCUGGAACCUCAACGAGACCAACAGGGAGCUCAUGACCCGGGAGCAGUUCGACCUGCUAUGGCCAGCAGAAAGUUAUUACGAUCCGGAUUUCUUUUGGAGCGAACUGAGCAAUCUGGAAUCCAAUAUAAUGAGGAAUGCGACGUUAGAUAGUGAUGAUGACUCAACGGAAGAUGUUGUUGAUGGCUGGCCGGAAGAGUUAAUACCAACCUUUUGGAUUCUGCCAUGGCCGAAAGCAUUACCAACUUACAGUUACAUCAAUCGCUUGAUCUAUUCGCUUUCCCACACGUCCCAUAAAUUUUUGCUUAUCUACCUGUAUCUGAGACUGAAGCUCAUACAGGGACCCAUUGAGCCCUGGCACGUGGACCGAGUCGAGUGUGCCGGGCAGUCCAGGAUGAUCCUCAGCCAUCCGGCAGUUUGGUUGAUAGAGCAGAACCAUCCCCGACUCCAACUGGAGCCCGUUCUGCAGGAUAUCUUCAUAGAUCUCAAGCAGCGUUUUGGCCAAAAACUGCGGGCCAACAGGAAUCAUUUCCCCCUGCAUAUAAAUCAGUUCCUUCUGACCAAACUGAAAAGGAUGACACUCCGUUUGAGUAUCCUGCCGAAAGGCUCGGCCAAAUCCGUGGAGCGACAAAUCGACAGGUACUACACGGGUGUCCGGAUAACUCCCACAGACUACUUUGGCAAUCUCUUGAACGCACUGCAAUAUCACAAUUUCCAGGGCAAAUAUCGAGCUCGUUCAAUGCCCAACAGAAACAGCUUCGUUCCCGUGAACGUCCAUGAGUAUGGGACCUUUGCUUCGCCUUUCUAUAUGACGGAGAACAAUAUGCUGAUCGUGCCCCUGUCCCUCCUGGGGCCACCGAUCUACACACCCGAUCAGCCCGACAUACUCACCUACAGUUCUUUGGGCUUCAUCCUGGGCCACGAACUCACCCAUGGCUACGACCCCGGCAAUGUGUUCUUCAACUCCCGCGGCGUGAUCAGUCCUAUGGUUAAACGGAGCCUCAAUAUGAACUCCAGAUUCCGGGACGAGUUAAAAUGCCUCAAUCACUGGUUCGGCGAUGGCAGAGACGAGAAGUACUCGGAUUCCAAUGGCCUGGAGUUGGCCUAUUCCGCCUACUUUGACACGGCUCCGACGGAUCACAAAAGAACCAAGAACGAGGAAGACUUGAUGGUCCAGAAGCAGCAGUUCUUCUAUAACUGGGCUCAGUUCUUCUGCUCCGAUGACAUCGCCUUGAUGGAGCAAUACGGGAGCAACCAUGGCAACGACAGGUCAAGGAUCAACGAUGCAGUUGCCACUUUCAAGCCAUUUCGCGAGACCUUCGACUGUGGCCCAACAUUGAGGCAGCAAUGCCGAUUAUUCUAAUAUUAAUACUAACAUUUCCAACUCAAUGAAUCGCAAUACCGAACUGUAAUAAAUAAACUGAAAGCGAUUAGCCAAUUCCCAAUUCCGGGGAACUUAAUCAAAGGCAAAACGCAAUCGUCGUUUGACAUUUAA